AUGAAGAAAUCGAGGUACAACGGAAAAAAACACGUGACCUAUAAAAAUGAACUACAAUGUGAUGAUUAUGAUCGUAUCGAAAAUGAAAUAUAUGAAUGUUUCGAUGCUCUUGUUAAUGAUGCAAGAGAAAUAAUGAUUGGAUUAGAUUCUAUAUCUUCAUUACAACAUGUUUUAAUAACUUCAAUGAGAAUUUGUAUUGAAUCAAAUUUUAAACUGGAAAUUCGUACUGGACUUGGUGGAACAAGUGAUUCACUUACUUUGCGUACACCAUCUUAUGCUGUUGCAGGUAUUGAUCUAUUACGUCGUCUAAUACAACUGCAAAAAAAAUUUGAACAACCUCCAAUCACUCAAGAAAAUAUUCCAACAAGAAUAUUGAAUAGUCCUCCAGUACUGACAUUUUUCAGUGCUUGGACAGCUGCAGUUCGAGUAAAUAAUCUCGAUGCUAAUAUUGGUAGAGAACAUGCACGGAAGAUGUUAUCAUAUAUAAAAAAGUAUAUUGAUAAUUAUCAUCCAAACUUAACUCAACAUAUUCGAUAUGAAAUGGAUCAUGAAAAUACUUAUGAAGAUACAUUAUUAAAUUAUAUUAUUGCUCAUUAUGUUCAUAAUUAUACAGAUCAACAGAUAAGACAACAAUUGAUUACUCAAGCAAUAAGUCGUGGUAGUAAUGAAGAUGGUUCUACUAGAUAUACAUCAAUGCACUUAAUUAUAUUCAAAGAUAUAAUUGAUAAGCAAUCUUCACAACAAUUAUUUCAUUUAUUAGAUGAAACUCAAAAUAAUGAAUCAACAUGUUUAUAUGAUUGUGUAAUUACAAUCGGUGGAUCAGUUGAAAAACGAUUUAAUGAAGUACGUUAUGCAAUUCGACAAGUUUUUAUCAAUGAUCCAGAAUUAGGUAAAGAACAGUAUCAUUUUCCUUUAUCAAUUCGAAUGUUAUCACAUGCUGGACAAACUCCUGUAUAUUAUCAUCAUAGACCAUAUGAAAUUACAGUUGAUGAUAUUUUAAAUAGUCAUAUUACUGAUAUAAAUAUAUCUCAUGACAUAUAUCGUGGUAUUAAAGAAGAUCUGUCAAUAUUAAUAGAAGAUAUUGGUAUAAGUGAAUUGAAAUCAAUUUGUACUCAUAUACAUAAUUUAGGAUCACAUGAUAUAUCAUCAUGGAAAAAUACUGUAUCAACUUUAAUUGAUUCAUGUUUAGAUAUUUGA
Adineta steineri is the source of this 1197-nucleotide messenger RNA. Lineage: Eukaryota; Metazoa; Rotifera; Eurotatoria; Adinetida; Adinetidae. The record is from the annotation of a GenBank genome assembly.